UGUUACCAGAUAGCAAUGAUUACCUCAACUUCCAAGGGUCGGACAAGCAGAGCAGAGCAGAGCGGAGAAGAAGGUAAAGUGAAGUCUGGAAGAUGGGAGCAGAGCAGGCACUGAAGAGAAUUCCACGCAUUAAAUUCCCUCAAAGACACCCGAAACCCUCUGCCUCAGGUUGUGUGUCUGAAACGCAAGCAAGACCCAAAGAUGGGAACAUCAUCGAUAGAUUCAUUACAAGGUCAAGGUCAGAUGUUCCAGCACCACCCAUCAACACUGCUGUAGGAGGAAAAGCAUCUCUUCUCCCAAAACGUACACCUGUCUCUGAGAGGGAAAUAGAGGCUAUUCUGUUGGGGGGCUGCUUCUGACUUUUCAGAGGACAAGCCUCAUCAAGCAACGCAAUCAAUCUGGUCUAUUAUCUUCCUUUGUUGUGCCGUGAAACAGAUUUUCAGAAUGUAACUACUAAUGUGUUAAAAGACUUGCGAACUGGGAUGGAGAGAUCUCCGAUCAUCUUUAUGAGCCGUCAUGGGUGAGAGUACAUUCUCAGUCAAAUAAUAUGUACAAGGAAUUUCUGUUUCGUCAAUAGGCAAUGUCGGGUUUAGUCUUGUCGCAAUU
Messenger RNA from Theobroma umbraticum, 606 nucleotides. RefSeq lists its product as uncharacterized. The record is from RefSeq and is a predicted model, not a curated record. NCBI's taxonomy places the organism in Eukaryota, Viridiplantae, Streptophyta, Magnoliopsida, Malvales, Malvaceae.